Messenger RNA from Oncorhynchus mykiss (rainbow trout), 3970 nucleotides. RefSeq names its product casein kinase I. Gene Ontology annotation, molecular function: protein kinase activity; ATP binding. Lineage: Eukaryota; Metazoa; Chordata; Actinopteri; Salmoniformes; Salmonidae. The record is from RefSeq and is a predicted model, not a curated record. Gene Ontology annotation, biological process: protein phosphorylation.
GUAACAUUUAAGAAUGUAUACAGUUGUAGCUGUUCUAUUUCUUUAAGGCAAUCCGGGUGCUUCUGACAUCAUCGAUUUUGGUCAAUGGUGCGUUGGGAGUAACGAGAGGGGGAGACAGAACUCUGAUAGAGACGGCCAUUCGUAUUGAAGCUUCACAGGGACUAUCAACAGGGAGUAUAGCCGAUGCUAAAGGAAAAUUGGGGUAUGAGAGCCACCAGAAUCCGUUCCCAUCCUUCGCUGCCCGGGGCCCAGUCUGACUGACAUCCUUCGGAUCAGCACCGCCACUGAACCACCUCUCGAAUAAACCUAAUAUCGUGUGAGUAGUGUACGGGGGAACCGACGAAACCAGGGGGGAAAGGGAACUUGAUUCGACCGAACCGGAGUCUUGUAUUCAGGAGCGUCGCAGAGGGGGAGGGGGCGGAUAGAGAUGGCUAUCACUGGAGAACAUAGGUGAACUUUCAACACCAUGGAUCUGAGAGUGGGGAACAAGUACCGACUGGGACGGAAAAUAGGGAGUGGGUCCUUUGGAGACAUUUACCUUGGUGCCAACAUUGCCACGGGCGAGGAGGUGGCCAUUAAGUUGGAAUGUGUGAAGACCAAACACCCACAGCUGCACAUCGAGAGCAAGUUCUACAAGAUGAUGCAGGGAGGAGUGGGGAUUCCCUCGAUAAAGUGGUGCGGGGCAGAGGGAGACUACAACGUCAUGGUGAUGGAGCUCCUGGGCCCCAGUCUGGAAGACCUCUUCAACUUCUGUUCCCGCAAGUUCAGCCUCAAAACGGUGCUACUGUUGGCAGACCAGAUGAUCAGUCGCAUCGAGUACAUCCACUCCAAGAACUUCAUCCAUCGCGACGUCAAGCCCGACAACUUCCUCAUGGGGCUUGGGAAGAAGGGCAACCUAGUGUACAUCAUCGACUUUGGCCUGGCCAAGAAGUACAGAGACGCCCGCACACACCAGCACAUCCCCUACAGGGAGAACAAGAACCUGACGGGCACUGCACGCUACGCGUCCAUCAACACCCACCUGGGCAUCGAGCAGUCUCGGCGUGACGACCUGGAGUCUCUGGGAUAUGUCCUCAUGUACUUCAACCUGGGCUCUCUGCCCUGGCAAGGCCUCAAAGCCGCCACAAAGAGGCAGAAGUACGAACGCAUCAGCGAGAAAAAGAUGUCCACCCCCAUCGAAGUGCUCUGCAAAGGAUACCCCUCCGAGUUCUCCACCUACCUGAAUUUUUGCCGCUCGCUGCGCUUUGACGACAAGCCAGACUACUCAUACCUUCGUCAGCUCUUCAGGAAUCUGUUCCACAGACAAGGCUUCUCCUAUGACUACGUAUUCGACUGGAACAUGCUCAAAUUUGGUGCCAGUAGGACAGCAGAAGACGGUGAGAGGAGGGGAGCUGACGAAAGGGACGAGCGUAUUGUAGGAGGCCCUCGGGGAUCUGCUGCACGGGGUCUCCCGCCAGGGCCAAACCCACCAGCCGUCAACAGAGUUAGGAAUGGACCAGAGCAGGCCAUCUCUAACUCCGCCUCGCGGGUGCAGCAGUCUGGGAACACGUCGCCGCGGGCUAUCUCUCGCGCUGAGCGUGAGCGGAAGGUGAGCAUGCGGCUCCACCGAGGAGCCCCCGCAAAUGUGUCAUCCUCUGACCUUACAGCCCGUCUUGACCAAUCCCGAAUUUCCACAUCGCAGGUCAGCAUGCCAUUUGAGCACCUGGGGAAGUGAAACAUUCAGUUCCACAUGCACUGGAUACUGACAGGGCUUCAAGAGAUCCUUUGUCCCAGUUUUGUUUCUGUUGUGAAUUUUUGCUAAUUGGACAAAUAAGUGGAUCUUGGAGGAAAGGACAGAGAAUCAUAAACUGAUGAAAGGAUGGCAGUUGGUCAAGGACUGCAGGACUUUCUCCCCUCCACCCUAACUUUGAUGGGAUAAACCUGGCCUGUAAUAGUACGAGGAUAAGAUAGUGAAUAACACCCUCUUCUCCACUGACCUAUUUACCCCAUGGUAGCUUGGAUCAUGCACCCCCUGCCAGACACCUUUGUCCCUCCCCCACUAUUCUCUGGGUGGCUGGCAGGUGGAAGACUGAUUUGGGGGUUGAAAAAGACAAGCUGGUGCUCCUUUGCCAAAUAUAGUUGCGGGCACAAACGCGUUCCAAACCAAGAAAAGGUCAACUCGAAAUUUGGGCUUGUGUGGAUUUAGCCAUUUCUGUUUACACCGCAAAGACAACACACACAAAUGUACCCAUGUAUGUUUUAACCAGUUAAUUUAUAGAAUAGUAAGGGGCUGUACUAAUUGGUAUGAUUUACUGUGCAUAUUUUGUGAAUAGAUCAUAUUCAUUUGGUGGGGGUCCUAUUGAGGCUUGGGCAAUUUUACUUUCUUAUUUGAUGUUUUAACUCAGAAAGGAAAGGUACAGCUGAAGAGAAGGAAUGGUGAGAAGGAUGGAGAGAUGGGUGGGUGGUAGAUGAAGUCAUGAGAAGAAAGGAAGAGCAAGUGAACAUUAGCUGAAAUUAUGUUGGGUUCUUUUCCCCUACUUUACCUCUUACUGAAUUGCUAAUUCUCCACUUUAGCCUAGCAUUUAGGCUACUUCAACCCACUUUGGAACUGAUGUUGUCCAAAAGCCAACACCUCACACAAUGAUUGAGGUGGACAUGCGUUUUCUACCCUUCUCCUGCUUUUAUUUAUUCACCACCUCAUCCACACUUGUUUUUUUAUCCUCCCUUUUUGCCCACUUUGGUCUCCUUUUGAUUUGUGUUCUUUGGUCGUAAUAUUUGGUAGGUUGGUAAGGUCAAAGCAACCAUGCUUAUUUUAAGACUGUGCAACACUCUUAAGACAUGGGAGAAUCACAAGCUUUCUUAAUGUAUUUGACCAGAGACUGCGAUGAACAAGUUGGCAAAUGAUGGUGGCUAUGAUUUUCAUGAUUUUUCUUAACGCCAACUUUUACAUUUUAUUUUAAUGUUUUUCUUUUUGUAGGUCUGAUGGGAAUGGAUGAGCUCUGUACUUGAUUGAAGGGGGGGGUGGUGCAUCAAGUGCAAUGGCUUUCUUUUUUUUUUUUUUUUUUACUUCACUGUAAAUAUUUUUUAUUUCUGUGUAAGCCAAAAUGUGGUUGGUUGUUUUUAAGGUGUAAUGUAGAAAAAUAAAUGCAUAAAUUGCAGCUGGGGAUCAGUAUUUUUUUUAAUAUAUAUUAAGUACUAAAUUGGGAGGAAUUUUAGAAACUUUUACAUCGCCAACUGGGUUGUGUGUGUGUGUGUGUCGUCAGAAGUGUAGGUCUGGUGCAUGGACUCUCAGAAUUCCAUAGGUCCCCUGUUAAAAUCACAGGGCUGCUGGGGACAAACUGCAGGCUAUACAUUUCUCAUGCCUCAUUAUUUGAGAUUGUCCGUCUCACUGUUCUUUUUCCGAUACUCCAUUUUGUUUCUCUUGUGUACGAGGAAGCUCUUGGAAGUAUUGCACUUUGUUUUUCCUAUUUUAUUUCCAGCAGUUUGUUCAUAGUCUGUUGAGAAUUUGUCACUACUCUUACCCAUCACUCCACUCAAAGCCUUUCCUGGAGGACCUGAUAUAGGACCUGAUAUAGGACCUGAUAUAGGACCUGAUAUAGGGCUGUCUACUUUCUUUUUUUUUUCUUCAAAAAAAGCACUCUUGAAAAAGGAGAUGUUGACGUCAUCGGCGCCUUCUAUUGCAAAAUAAGAGGUCCCUGGAUGUCAUUUACCACCACCCUUGAUGUCAUUGAUAACUGGGACUCGGAUGCAAUCACAGUGAUGUCACAGUUUCUGGUAAUGACCUGUGUUUGCGACGUGUCCCUUUGGCAAGCCAGUGUGACCCAGUGGCAAUGUAACUACGGGGAGGGAUAGCGCUGGUCAGGCUAUGGGGAGUAUACACCUUAUGUAUUGUGUACUGAUAUCUUGUACAGUUCUUUAACACACUAACUUUAUUUACAACAGUAUUUGUGUAUAUUUUAUGACGUAAUAAAAAAAUAGAAUUUCCUCACUA